Messenger RNA from Chlamydomonas reinhardtii, 3486 nucleotides. RefSeq lists its product as uncharacterized. The transcript is spliced from 3 exons. The record is from RefSeq and is a predicted model, not a curated record. Bases 513 to 2027 code for a protein of 504 amino acids. NCBI's taxonomy places the organism in Eukaryota, Viridiplantae, Chlorophyta, Chlorophyceae, Chlamydomonadales, Chlamydomonadaceae.
AUUGGGCCCACGCGGUCCUAACGCUCGCGGGGUGACGCUUGCGUGUCGAAGCUCUGCGCUUUCAGGUCGCCUGACAUCAAGUAGCCCUCUAUCAUUUUCAACGUUCUGGAUGUAAAGAGUUACGUUUAAGGAAGUUGUUUAGGCGCGUGCCUAGCCCCUCGCAUUCUCAUGUCGCGUUCUACCGGCAUGCGUGCCCCAGGACUGACGUUCACGAAGAGUUUGAAUGGGUUACACGGUCCCAAACGAGCCCAAUUGUGCCUUCACAUUGUCUAUUAUCAAUUGCCAAUUUUCAUCAAGGAUCCUCGCGUAGUGACUACGGUGCGACCGACUGCGCAGCCCCGACUGCGCAGCCCGCCUGUGUGGACGGGGGUACUGAUCAAUAGUGAAUUUAAGCGAUGUAACCGUGGUCUAAAGUGUUUAUCAUUUAAGGAGUCGCCGAGGCGGGAACUAGCUCUGACGUGGACAUAACCCACAAGUUACGGCGGCACUCCAGACUCACACGGCGCUUACAGAUGGAGGUGCAAGGAGCUCUGGGGAAGCGCACCCGAACAGACAACAAUUGCGGCUGGGGCGCUGAGUACAAACAGCAGCCUUUGCAACGACGCGCGUCGGCGGCGUACGGUGCUGCGGCCACACAGCAGGCGGCGUCCGCGGACUGGGCGCCCUGGCCUGGCACGCCCGAGCACAGGCCUUCGGGCUACGAUGCGGGCGAGAUUCUCGAUGAGCCAGCGCUGGCGCCUGUUAUUGCUGUCGUGCCCGCCGACGCCGAAGGGCUGCGCGCGCUCAUAACCGCGCGGAACGCGGCCCUACACGCCCGCCUGCAUGACGCUGACCGGCGGUUUCAGGAGGGGAUGCGGCUGUGGAGCCAGCGGCGGCUCUGGCAUCGGUCCUGCUGUGCCAGCCGACGCAGCAGCAGCGGAUGUGCUGGCAGCAGCACCCUGCUUAUGACCCUGCUUCCGGCAGCCGCAGCGGCACAGGGUGUGAGCUCCAUCGCUGCGCCCCCAGCCGCUGCUGCUGCCCAGCCUCCGCACACGCCCUCGCCCGGCGUGCCUGCAAUCAGCCUGGCGGCACUGGUGGCCAGCGGUACACCCGCCACGCACUGCGGCGCAGCAUGCAAGGUGGCACCGCAUUCGGGUUGCAGGACAGUCGCCUCUGCUUUCCCCUCCAGCAGUGCUUGGGAGCCCCGCCGACGCACCUGCUUGGCCGACGCACAGCACGAGUUUCAGCAAACCCACAGCACAGCGGCCUCCGCCCCCAGCACUGCUGGUGGCGCCGCCGCCGCCGCCGCCGGCCGGCCCAUGGCGGGUGCCAUGAAUACCAUCCGGGCAGCGCCUGUGGUCUUCGUUGGAUUGGUGAGCCAGCUGCUGCGGCUGUGCCCCCGCACCACACGUCGGCUGGCGGCGCACAUAUGGCACCGGGUGGAGCACAGGCUGCGGCAACAGGUUCUUCAGGUCGCGGAAGCACAUGCAGCAGCGGCGGCAAGGGCUGCAGCAGGACGGCUAACAGCUACCCAGCAGCAGUCGCGGCAGAACCCCGCGGGGGCGAAAGUGCAUGCGGCGACGGAAGCUGCUGCUGGAGCAGGGGCCGUCAGCGAGGGCGCCAGGGCUGCUUCGUACACUGCUGGCUUGGCUUCCUGCUGCCGCGCCACAGCGGCAGCGCGAGUGAUGGAGAUGGAGCCGGUUGCAGAGCUGGCGCCAGCCCACGCUGACCACGAGGAUGGUGCCAUGGGAGCCACCACCAGCCGUGCGCCGUCACAGCCCGCCGCGCACCUUAACAAGCCCGGCUCCUGUUCCGCGGCCCUGCUGGCGCCGCAGCAGCGAGUGCUGCCGCUGGUGCCGACGCGCGUGUAUGCGGUGGCGGCCGUGUGGGUCGCGGCCAAGGUCAUGGAGACGCGUGAGGAGUUGCCCAGCAUGACGACGCUGGCGGCCAUUGCGCGCAGCAGCCCCGGGGUGCUGUCGGAGGCUGAGCUGCGCAUCCUGCAGUGGUGCGACUGGGCGCCCAUGGCGGGCUUUGAGCCCGUUGUCUGAAGUCCCGGGCGCCACUGCUUAUGGUGGCGGGUCUGAGUUCUGGGUUACCAUACAUAAUGAGUCGGUGUCAUGGUUGCCAAGGGGGUGGGAAACACGAAGGGGAGGGACCCUGGAAAGUACUGGUCAUUUUGCUUACUAAGGCUGGGGAAUGUACUGUCGAUUGGCGUCGUCCAUGGCAGCGCACUAAUAGGUUUGGUAUGUGGGCUAAGCCCAUGACGAACUGCGCAGAAGGCCGGCGAGCGCCCAUGAGUGCUCAAAAGCCAAGAUGGUGGGAUAUGCAUUGGGGAUUCAAGUGUAGUAGCGCGUGCGUGGCGGUUCCUCCUGCAGUCCAUGCAUGAAGCCCGCAUGGCCGCAUGGCAAAACAGUGCAUGCACGGUUCUAGAGAAGGAUCGACCCGGAGGACUACUGCCUUGCUAUAGAACUACACGACAGGGCCUGACGACUAUGGAACAUACAGCAGUGCCCUGUCUUACUUUUAUCGCGGCAGGGGGAGCUGCGAAUGCAGUGCGCGCACCACAACCUGCAGCGAUGGUCCCUGAUCUCGAGCACAUGAAGUAAGCACUGAAGGAACUGAAUGGGAUAGCUUGGGAUGCGGGGGCAGGGGUGCGGAGGGGCGCUGUGUGUCAAGAACAAUGUCAUCCGCAUUGAGGGUGAGCGAGAGCAAUGCUUGGAGCACUGGCGUUCGUGUGACUGCAUUUGCUAUUUUGCUGCAUGCUGUGUACAUAGUUGUUGAAGCCAGCGCGACACGCUGCUGUUGCACGCCUUGAUCGAUGUGCGGUACUGCUUAGCUUGCAUAUGGCUGCGGCUGGAGUGACCUGCUGACGCUGAGUAGGGGCAUGCGGCAUGCAGCUUUCAACCAUCAUGGACUCCCCGCCGCGCCACAAAGUAUGGGCUUAACGAAGAUGAUUUUACUAAACGAAUGCGCACAAUGCCAGAGGAGGCUGGCAGAGCUAGCAGGCAGCACAGGGGACAUUAGCGCAAAAUGCGGGGGACUGACGGGGGUACGUAACAUGCCGGUUUGCACGCUUUGAACCGGCCAUGUGACCGGCUGCAGUAAUUAGGACAGCUGCGUUUCCUCGCUUGUUGUACAUACGGAGAACCGCAUAUCGUAGGAGGCGGGCUGUUGUGGGCAUCACUGGGUCCUGCGCAUCCUGCAGUGGUGCGACUGGGCGCCCAUGGCGGGCUUUGAGCCCGUUGUCUGAAGUCCCGGGCGCCACUGCUUAUGGUGGCGGGUCUGAGUUCUGGGUUACCAUACAUGGCCGGCUCUAAAAGCAAGCUGGGAAGCAGGCGGUUAUUCAUGGCGGCGAGGCUGUACACUGACUGACUGAGACCGAGCGUAUGCACGCUUACGAUAUACCUGUGGGCGGACGCAUGGCAGUUUGCGCGGGGCUUAGAAAGGCUUUGCUCUCCUGCGUCGGGGCCUUAACCCAGGCUUGCGGGCGUGUAAGUUGCAAGCAGU